This is a messenger RNA of Suillus bovinus, 875 nucleotides long. Its product is annotated as kinase-like domain-containing protein. Gene Ontology annotation, biological process: protein phosphorylation. Gene Ontology annotation, molecular function: protein kinase activity; ATP binding. Bases 29 to 730 code for a protein of 233 amino acids. The transcript has 5 exons. NCBI's taxonomy places the organism in Eukaryota, Fungi, Basidiomycota, Agaricomycetes, Boletales, Suillaceae. The record is from RefSeq and is a predicted model, not a curated record.
ACAUCACAGGGCUCUGCUUCAGAGCAUCAUGCGUGAACUGAGGAUAUGUGCCAAACUCAACCGUGUAAAUAUUCUACGCAUUUAUGGCUAUACGCAUGGCUUUGGCCCAUUUCCAGCAAUAGUCAGCCCUUGGGCGGAGAAUAGUAACUUGACGGUUUAUCUGGAGCGUGAGGGUGCAGCUUUGACUCUCGUUCGACGAUUCCAGCUGCUAACAGAUAUCAUAACUGGUCUGCAAUAUCUUCACGCUAAUGGUGUGAUCCAUGGCGACUUUAAUGGGCCUAACGUGCUGAUCCGCGGCGAUGGCACUGCGUGUAUUGCUGACUUCGGCCUUUCCUUGAUGUAUUCCGAGGUUAUAAGCGCCUCUCAGGUUUCCUGGACGUACACGCUCAAAGGAAACAUGCGAUGGAUGGCUCCUGAGCUGCUUGUAGAACAGGAGGAUGGUUCUCAAGUUCGGCCAAGCGAGCAGAGCGACAUCUAUUCAUUUGGCGGUAUCAUGCUGCAGGUCCUCACCAACAAGGUGCCUUAUUAUCACCUCGUGAAUGAUGCCGCCAUCGUACUCUGCAUAGCCAAGUCGCAAACGCCUUCCCGAUCUCGUUGUCCUGAGCUUCCUGUACGAUACUGGCAAUUUGUCGAGCAAUGUUGGUCUAUUGACCCUUGGGACCGUCCCUCGACGGAGGGAGCUGACACAACGAUCAGGAAUGAAUUUCACUCGCUAUCCAGAUCUCAUUGAUUCUUGACUGUCUCGCAUUCAGAAAUCUAUUUACAGUUAGAUAAAGCUAGGUACACCUGUAUAAAUGUACCGGUAGACUCACCCCAAUAUUUAUCUUAUGAUGUUGAAGCACACUUCUGCUAUGAUAAAGAAACGUCGGUUACAC